AUGACCGCAACCAGCUUGCGCUCGUCCGCGUCUGUGGGUUUCUGGGGCCCACCUACGUCCACCAUCGACUGGUGCGAGAACAACUACGAGUACAGCUACUACAUCGCUGAGUUUUGGAACACCAUCAGCAACUCGCUGUUCGUACUUCUUGGGCUUUACGGCCUCUAUCGCAGCAUUAAGAUGGGUUUUGAGCCUCGUUUUCACUUGCAAUUUAUCGGCGUAAUGGUCACUGGCUUUGGGUCUGCCAUGUUCCACGGCACCCUACAGCACGUAUACCAACAGUGCGACGAGACGCCCAUGGUCUGGUCCAUUUUGGCGUGGAUUUACAUUGUGUACAACAACGAGAUCGAACAAAUCCCCGUCAAGAACGCUAAUAACUAUGUGAUCGCCUUCCUGACCACAAUAGGCGCCAUUUUUACGGUAGUACACGCCAUCUAUCGGUUCACCACAGUCUUUCAAGUGUUUUUCGGGAUUUUGGCGGUGAUGGGUGCUGGGCGGUUGUGUAUGCACUACGCUGAGGUGAAAGAUCCGAGAGCUCGUGCGGUGGCGAGGUCAUACGUGACGUCAAGCCUCAUUGGCUUCGCGUUCUGGCUCAUGGAUUAUCACUACUGCCACAUUGUCCGUGGAUUGCCCGUGAACUCGCAAGGCCACGCCUUGUGGCACAUAUUUAUGGGCAUAUCGACGUACCAUGGCCCGAUCUUCAUGCAGUAUGUGCGAAUGGAGCAGCUCAAGAAGAAAGUCCGCAUUCACGACACGUGCAUUGGCAUUCAGACUAUUGUCGUGGACAAUAACGGACCGGGCAGCCCUAAGAAGCCUAAGCAACUUUAA
This is a messenger RNA of Phytophthora nicotianae INRA-310, 828 nucleotides long. RefSeq lists its product as hypothetical. The transcript is spliced from 2 exons. Gene Ontology annotation, molecular function: hydrolase activity, acting on carbon-nitrogen (but not peptide) bonds, in linear amides. Gene Ontology annotation, cellular component: membrane. Bases 1 to 828 code for a protein of 275 amino acids. Gene Ontology annotation, biological process: autophagy; defense response to other organism; ceramide metabolic process. NCBI's taxonomy places the organism in Eukaryota, Oomycota, Peronosporomycetes, Peronosporales, Peronosporaceae. The record is from RefSeq and is a predicted model, not a curated record.